UUCUGGUUUGAUCACUGCGCGCUGUUGACAGUCGCCGAGAGCUGCCGCGAACUCGUGCUUGGUGGCGAUUAAACGGCAUUAAGCGGCAGCGGGCUGUCGUUAUUCGGCUACCGGGGGGGUCGGUGUGCGAGCGCGGUGGGUUACCACUUUAAACAUGUUCACCUAACCCAUCCUGAGCGCUAGCAAUGCGCUCACGAGUUCGUGAGGCGGCCGAUUGUCAUUUUGACUUAGCUCGCGUUCGCUUAGCCGCCACAGGCUAAUUAAUUAACCCGUAGUCUGAGGUAAAUAAUCACUCCAAAUCAGCAGAAACGCAACAAAAAGGCCACGACGCAUCCAGAACCCCGACCCACAGCGAGGACCAGCGCUGUUUCGUCGUCCUGAAUGAACGCGAGGGAUUAACGGCAGGUGGAGCUGUGACAAUUGUGUGUGUAAGAACGUCGGACAGGAUGCAAGGAAACUGAGAAGACACUGGUUCACCAUGACGUCCCCCCCGCCCUCAUCUCAGCCAUAGGAACGCCCACACGCACACACAGAGGAACACACACCAUCACUCUACAGCCCCAGGUGUGUCAGGGUUUGUGAGGUGUGCGGGUGUUGCUUUGAGGGAUCAUGUCUGUGGUCUUCACUCCCGAUGGGAUGAAGGAGGGCGACGGCUCCCUGCCCACCGACGCUCCCGUGGGCAUCCGUGGCAAAAGCAGCCCUUCGGCGCCCGCUAAAGACAUCAGUGCCGACAGCACAGAACCCGACGACAACCUCUCCCAGGAUGCACAGCGACGCUGUCAGAAUCACGGACACACUAGGAAACGAGCCAAGUCGAAUGCAAAGCUAAAACUGGUGAGGAGUCUUGCAGUUUGUGAAGAAUCGUCAGGACCGUUUUCAACCGAUGGUCCUCCAGAAUCACAGGACAUCAUUCAGCUUCACAUCAGCUGUCCGUCUGAUAAAGAGGAGGAGAAAUCCUCAAAAGACGAGUACGAGAAUGAGGAAAGGGAAAAGAAGGAUAAAACUCCACGCAAGAUGCUCUCACGCGACUCCAGUCAGGAGUACACUGAUUCCACAGGGAUUGACGUGCACGAGUUCCUGGUGAACACACUGAAAAACAACCCCAGAGACAGAAUGAUGCUGCUCAAGCUGGAACAGGAUAUUCUGGAGUUCAUAAGUGAUGAGAAUAAUCAGUAUAAGAAGUUUCCUCAAAUGACCUCAUAUCAUCGCAUGCUGCUGCAUCGGGUCGCUGCCUACUUUGGCAUGGAUCACAACGUGGACCAAACGGGCAAAGCGGUCAUCAUCAACAAGACCAGCAACACACGCAUCCCUGAGCAGAGGUUCUCUGAGCACAUUAAAGAUGAGCGCAACAUGGACUUUCAGAAGAAGUUCAUUUUGAAGCGAGACGAUGCCAGCAUGGAUAAGGACGAUAAUCAGAUCCGGGUACCGCUGCAGGACGGCCGUCGCAGUAAGUCCAUCGAGGAGCGAGAGGAAGAGUACCAGCGCGUCAGAGAUCGCAUCUUUGCGCGAGAAUCCUCACAGAAUGGGUACAUCAAUGACAACAGACUGUCCACUGAUGGCUACUCCUCGUCCUCCCAAAAGCGGAGGCAGAUUUUUAGGGGAAACAGGGAAAGCUCCAGCCGGGCGUCCAGCAGUCGCCAGAGCAGCACCGACAGCGACAUGAAGAGCCUGGAACCGCGUCCGUGGAGCAGCACAGACUCGGACAGCUCCAACCGCACGCUCAGACCUCCGGUCACCAAAGCCAGCAGCUUCAGCGGGAUUUCCAUCCUCACGCGCGGAGACAGUCUGGGCAGCAAGGGGUCGCAGGGCAGCGCCAGGGGCUCCCGCACAGGUCUUCCCACAGUCGCUCCGGACAUUUGUACGCCCACUCAGCCGCCCCAGCAGAGCCGUGGCCUCCUGCCGUGUCCCCCAAACUGCCCCUCCGGAGCCCCUCAGCCCCAGAGCCAACCGCCCGCCCCGCCGCUGCUGCCCACCCCAACUCACACACACGCACACACACACACUCACACGCAGCACGCACAGCACGCCAUCAGCGCACACAAUCACAUGCUGCCUCAGCCGGUGGCGUCUCUGCAGCCGUCUGCGCAGGCUGUGUCUUACUCAAACCCUUCGUGCCCUCAGGUCAUCCUGCCUGUUUCUCCUUCCCAGCAGUACAACAUGGGAGAUGAACUGACUCCAGGUUUCGGGCAGAUGUCUUUAAGCCGUCAGGGCUCCAGCGAGGCACCGGAGCCGCCCGGCCUUUACCAACCUCCGCCCGCCGUACUAUCCCAGCAUCCUCCACCCCAGCCCAGCUACAUCAUGCCCCCACCGCCCUCUGGAUACCAGCCCGCCGCUCCACACCCACAUCCACCCCCACCACCGCCUCCGCCAACACAACCCAUCCUACAGACAGCACCGCCCGCACAGGGAUACAUGCAGCCGCCACCUCCACCGCAGCAGAUCCAGGUUCAGUAUUAUUCCACUGGAGGACAGUAUCCGAAUUCAGGCCAGCAGUACCGUUCCAUCUCUCACCAGGUGUCGUACCCCGCACAGCGCUCUCAGCCGCUGCCUCCGCCGGCGCAGCCCUCUGCUCCUCUCCAGCCCAUGAUGACCAAUCAGCAGCCUGCGUACCAGGGCAUGAUGGGAGUCCAGCAGCCUCAGAGCGCCAGCAUGAUGAACACGCAGCGCACGGCCAUGAACGGACAGAUGCAGGGCAUGAUGGUUCAGUACCCUCCCAUGCCCUCCUAUCAGGUGCCUGUAGCCAAUGAGAGUCAGUCUGUGGUGCAGCAGCAGUACCAGCAGCCCGUCAUGGUUCCCGCCAGCCAGUCCGUACAGGGAGCCAUGCCGACCGCGGCACCCAUGCCCGUCUACUAUGGCGUACUGACACCCACACAACAGAACAGCACAAGUCCAUCUGUGGGUUACCUGCAGCCGCCCAGUUCAGAUCAGUACCAGAUGACCCAGUCUGCCUCACCCUGCAGCCCACAGCCAAUGCAACAGCAGUAUUCAGGGGUCCCUCCUCCCGGUCCUGGUGUGAUGGUAAUGCAGCUCAGUGUCCCUAACGGACCACAGCCAACCCAGAAUCCUCCACUGGUUCAGUGGAACCCCUGCAAGUACUACAGCAUGGAGCAGAGACCCAGCAAGCCUGAGCCGCAGGUCAGCACUCAGCUCAGCAGCCCGCUGGCGUCUCCCACACAGUCUCCGGCUCCCUCUCCGUCUGGCAGUGUGAACACCGUGUGUCCGGGUCUCGGCCCGCUGCCUCUCAUCUCACAGUUCCCUCGGCCUGGGGGGCCAGCACAAGCAGAUGGACGCUACUCUUUACUGGGUCAGCCGCUGCAGUACAGUCUGUGUCCUCCUCCCAUCAUGCACAACCACAAUCAGUCCUCCUACAGCUCCCACCAGAGUCAGGGAGUGAUGAAGCACGGAGCGCGGGGUAAAAGACAAACGCUCAAAUCUGCCUCUACAGACCUCGGAACUACUGACGUGGUGGUGAGUCGGGUGCUGGAGGUGACCGACCUCCCCGAGGGCAUUUCUCGUCCGGAGGCCGAGAAGCUCUUCAACCAGCUCUCGCUCUGUGGCGCCAAGAUCCAGUGGCUGAAGGACCCUCAGUGUCCCCGGGGCCCCGGUGGAGGACGGGGAGACGCCAACGACCCCGCAAACCUCUACACCGUGGUGGCCGUGUUCCCCAACACCAUGGCGGCCCAGAGCGCCUCCUUCAAACUCAACAACAGCGGCGGGAGUUUGUUCAAACUACGCGCCACCAAAAAGAACUAUGACUUGCGCGUGCUGGAGCGAGCGAGCUCACAGUGAGUCGGGAGAGAGAGAGAGACCGCAGGACGGAGAGGAAGUCGAAGAUGUCAAAGGGAAGAGAUCAUCCUGGUGUUCCUUAGGGAUCUUUUUUAUUGUUUUGUAUCAUUGACAGAAGAGCACAUGUGACGCAGAAGCGCGGCGCGUUGUAUGUGUAUCGUAUGACGUGCGCACGCUCACACACGCGGGCGUCUUAAAGGGACGGUUCAGAUGAAAACGAAAAUUCAUUCUCACGUUCAUGUCGUUCCAAACCUGUGUGACUUGUUUUGUUCUGUGGAAGAGAAAAAUAGAUGUUUUGAUGAGGCAUUUUCAGUUCCCAUUAACUUUAUGAAAAUACUAUGGAGGUCAGUGGCCAAAACUUUUUGAUGGCCAACAUUUCAUUGCCAGCUCUUUUAUGCUUUUUUAUGUGUGUUCUGCAGAGAAAAGAAAGUCAUACAGGUGUAGAACAACAUGAAGGUAAGUCAUGACACAAUUCUGAUUUUUGUGCAAACUAUCACUUUAAAGAGAUAAGUGAUAGUUUGGCCAAAAAUUAAAGUCAUCCAAACUUGUCUGACUGAAUUUUAUCUUUGAAACUUAAAAGAAGAACGUUGGGAAUCGAACGGUUUUGGUUUCCGUUGAUUUCCAUUCUAUGGAAACCAGUGGGAACCUGAAAUGUUUGUUUGCCAGCAUUUUUUAUAUCAUGCUUCUGCGAAAGAAAGAGAUGUUUACAAGUGUAUAACGACAUGAAUGUGAAUAAAUUAUAGAUUUUUAAUUUUUGGGCAAGCUGAAAGGAUAGUUUGACCAAAAAUUAAAUUUCUGUCAUCAUUUACUCUCAUUUAUGACGUUCCAAACACGUCUGACUGAAUUUCCUCUCUGAAACUUAAAAGAAGAUAUUUUGAAGGAUGUCGAAAAUCAAACAGUAUUGGUUUCCAUUGACUUCCAUUCUUUGGAAAUACAAUGGAAGUCAAUGGGAACCGAAUAUGUUUGUUUGCAAGCAUUUUUUAUAUCAUGCGUUUAAGUGUGGAGUGACAUGAAUGUGAGUAAAUGAUAGGUUUUUUGGUUUUGGGUGAGCUAAACGGAUAGUUUGACCAAAAAUUUAAUUUCUGUCAUUUCCUCACAUUCAUGUCUUUCCAAAUCAGUCUGAAUAUAGAAUAUCUUAAGAUAUUCUGAAGAAUGUUGGGAAUCAAAACUGACUUGCGUCACAGUUUAUGGAGAUCAGUGGGAACCAAACAUGUUUGCCAGUGUUUUUUAUAUCAUGCUGCUUUUGAAGAUGGAAAUGCAUACUUACAUGUAAUGACAAAUAAUGACCGGUCAUUUUUGGGUGAACUAUCCCUUUAAAAGAAUAGUUCAGGCAUAAAUGAAGACCUUGUCUUCAUUUCAUUCCAACCCUGUUUGACGUUAAGUAGAGCACAAACGGAAGGUUUUUGAAGAUCGUUCUUUGAGAACUUUAGAACAUAUAUCGAGCACUGAAAAAGUAUUACAGAAAGGUCCAUAUGAGCAAAAGUCAGUGGUGUUUGUGUUCCGGUCCGUAUGACUUUCACAGAUGGUCAGCGACUCCCAUAAAGCCUCAUGUGACUUCAGAAGACUUGGAAUAUGAACACGACUGGCUUUUUGGUACUUUAUUCUCAUUUGUGGAGCUCGACAGGUUUAUAUGAGCAAAUAAAGCUCUGAUGUUCUUCCAGAACAGAAGAAAAGAUGUCAAGCAGGUUUGAAACGUUAGAAGAAUCGCUGGUUUGAUCUGAACCGUCCCUUUAAUUCGCCGUCGAAGCCUCGUCUCUCCACGCGCUCAUGUUUUUCUCCAUCCGUCUCCGUCUGUCUCUCUUCCUCUGGCGAGCUCUCUCUCCUCAUCUUCUCUCUCUCACGUUGUUCACUUUGGAUUUCUUCCUCUUUCACUUUCGAGCGUUUCUUGCUUUCUGUUUUGCCUUAACGCUGUUGUGGACUUCUGUAUCGCGCUGUUUAUUUUCUCUCUCUCUCUCUCUCUCUCUCUCUCUCUCUCUCUCUCUCUCUCUCUCUCAGAUGAAUCUUCUUUUCUCGGUUCAGUAUAUUUAUAUAAGUGAUGUAAGGAUUAUAAGAAAUAAUCUAUAUAUUCAGUGAUUCUUUUCCCGUGGAUAAGUUGAAGCUCCUUUUCCCGGCCCUUUGCUCCCCUCUCUCGCGCCUCCUCCUCCUCCUCCUCCUCCUCCUCUCCUCGUUGUGUUUGCGUUUUUCCGUUGACAGCUGUGCAGAAAGUAUCUGAGGUAUUUAAAAGUGCACAAUGAUUGCGAAUGUCUACUGUAAAUUCCAUUUAAUCUGUUAUUUUUUGUUUGUUUUUAAAAAUAUAAAAUAACUCCAA
This is a messenger RNA of Labeo rohita (rohu), 6094 nucleotides long. Its product is annotated as R3H domain-containing protein 2. Gene Ontology annotation, molecular function: nucleic acid binding. NCBI's taxonomy places the organism in Eukaryota, Metazoa, Chordata, Actinopteri, Cypriniformes, Cyprinidae. Bases 610 to 3789 code for a protein of 1059 amino acids. The record is from RefSeq and is a predicted model, not a curated record. The transcript is spliced from 26 exons.